GAGUGAUUGUGAUGAUGAAUUCUCUUCCUCCUUUCUGCAAUGCCAAACUCACCCUUAUUCCUCUCACUUCUCCCUCAUCUAUUUUCCUCCGCAAAACCAAAUAUUCUCUUUCUCUAAAUACCGAAACUGGGAUUUCCCUAAUAUCAGUAAAACCCUCACAAAACCUCAACCCCUCCAAAUGGCGAAUCAAUGUCCGAGCCAGUGCUGCAGACGAAAUCGACAUGGUUCGAAACAAAGAUGGCGUCUACACAGUCAAGCGGAAGAAGGUGGUGGUUCUCUGGGAUCUUGAUAACAAGCCCCCUCGUGGCCCGCCGUAUGCGGCGGCGACGGCACUGAUAGAAUUGGCGCAGCGGUUCGGCGAUAUUGUCGACAUCUCCGCCUACGCCAACCGCCAUGCCUUCGUGCACCUACCCCAGUGGGUCCUCGAGGAACGCCACGAACGACGCCGCAUGGACUUCCUCGAACGCAAGGGCAUAACGACGCCGGCUGAGCCCUAUAUCUGCGGCGUCUGCGGCCGCAAAUGCCGAACCAACUUGGACCUCAAAAAGCACUUCAAGCAGCUCCACGAGCGCGAGCGCCAGAAGAAGCUAAAUCGGAUGAGGUCGCUCAAGGGUAAGAAACGACAGCGUUAUAAGGAGAAGUUCAUUUCUGGGAAUACUAAGUAUGAGGAGGCAGCGAGGUCUUUAAUCACUCCAAAGGUUGGGUAUGGACUGGCUUCGGAGUUGAGGCGUGCCGGAGUUUUUGUGAAGACGGUGGAGGAUAAGCCCCAGGCGGCAGAUUGGGCGUUGAAGAGGCAAAUGCAGCAUUCCAUGAGUCGAGGAAUUGAUUGGUUGGUUUUGGUAUCAGAUGAUUCAGACUUUGCGGAUAUGUUGAGGAGGGCCAGGGAGUCGAAUUUGGGGACAGUGGUUGUUGGGGAUUGGCACAGGGCAUUGGGGCGCCAUGCAGAUUUGUGGGUUCCCUGGACUGGGGUUGAAAAUAGGGAGGUUACGGAGGAGGAUUUGAGGCCUAGGAAUAGGAGGAGAAGUGAUUUCGAGGAUAGGGAUGAUGGUUUGUUUUCAGUCACCCAUUUUAAUGGAGAUGGCAUUGGUGGGGGCAUUUUGGAUGGUUUAGUGGAUGAGCUUGUCGUGAAUAGGUCCGAGUGUAAUGGUGUCAAUAUAUCAGCUUUUUCUGAAGGGGAAGAAGAUUGGAUAGGAGAGGAAUUAGACAAGAGGGGUCGUGUUCAGUUCCAAGCUGGCCAAUCUCUUGAUGAGGAUGAUGAUUAUAUCUUAUGGGAUAGUGAGGAUGAGGAAGCAGAGGAGGAAGAUGGGUAUUUGUGAUAUAGCAAAUGCACUUGUUAGCCUGGGGAAUUGAUUUUUGUUUUGUGGGCAUUCCCUUCUGUUGUGAAAUUGGAAUAUAUGGGUUGGGAAGGAUAAGAACUGCUGCAAUUAAGGAACAAGAAUGUUUAUUGACAGCCUAAUUCAUAGAUUCCAACUUCAUGCCCAGAUGUCAUUGAUUGCUUUCUGGAUAUACAGAGUUGGUUGGGUGGUUUAACUGGGAAUUCACAAAACGUGCAUGAAAAGGUGCUCCAUCACGGGCAAUAUCUUUGGAUCUUACAAUGAAAGGUUGACAGUGUUGAUUAUCAUAUCUGCAAAUGGCAAAGGCAUAGAAGAAGGAUACAUCAAUAAGAACAGGGCGCCCAACGGCCAACCCAAAGCAUACAAGAAGUAUAUAACAGGCGCCUAUAGGCAAAAAAAAAAAAAAAGGAAGGUACAAAAAAACUCACUUGUCCUCAUUUAGAGCCCAAUCAAUCAAAAAAGUUGAUUAAAGAAUUAGGCUCUUCAUCUAUACAUGACUUAGUUCAAGGCCAAAAAUUACGAACAAAAAAAUAUUUCAUCAUUUGAAUAAAAAACUCCUCAUUUUAAAAACAAUCUUAUUUCUUUCCUUCCAAACCGUCCAAAAGAGACUUAAGGGGGCUGCUCUCCAAACCUUUCUUCGCUUUCUUUGCUUCUUGCUCACAAACGAGCCAUACCACCCAAGAAGGAUCUCUCUAACCGAUGAAGGAAGAACCCACAGCACACCAAAAAGGGUAAACAACAAAUCCCACAAAACCUUAGCCUUGGUGCGGUGAAUUAGAAGGUGAUCAAUAGACUCUUUAGCAGCACAACAAAGGAAACAUCUAUUCGGAAGUGACCAGCCCCUCUUCUUUAGUUGAUCCAAAGUUGAAGCUUUACCCCAUGAAGCUUCCUAAGCAAAAAAACCAACCUUAUUGCCAAAGAGAUUAUUGAUUCAAGUCUGAGGAGUCUUACAAGGAGUGGUUGUUAAGUUAGAUUUUGGAAAAGCCUAUGACCCACUUAUGAAAAAAAAAACAGAUUUUUGGAAAAGGCUAUGACCCUGUCAACCAGAGUUUUCCUUUGGUAGUGCUGCAGUUUUGGCCAGAAAGGGGUUGACUGGAUUUGAUUUUGCAUAUCAAUAACAAACUUUUUGUCUUGGUGAAAGGAAUGCCUUUUGAUUUCAUUCACAAUUAAAAGGAUUGGGACAAUGGGAUCCCCUAUCGCCUUAUCUGUUUGUUUAGAUGAUGGAGGCCCUUAGUCUUUUCUUGAGAAUGACAAGGGUGGGAGGUUUCAUUUCAGGCUUAAAGGUGGGAAAUAGGAGAGGAGAGAGUGGAGAUUUCCUACCUUCUAUUCAUUGAUAAUGUCCUUUAUUUUUAAUCUUGUUCAAAUAAAUUGAACUAUAUGAGUUGGGUUUUGUUAUGGUUUGAGGCUUCUUCAAGUUUGAAAGUUAAUUUAGGCUAAAGUGAAUUAAUUCCAGAGAGGGAGGUCCCUAGCAUAAAGGAGCUUGCUUUGAUGUUGGGUUGCGGGGUGGGGAAACAUCCUGCCACUUUUUUAGAUUUGCCUUUGGGAGCUACCUUCGAAUCUCCAUGUAUUUGCUAUGUGAUAGAGAAGAGGUUUCGCAUAAGGUUAGCUCUUUGGAAAAGGCAAUAUCUCUCAUAGAAAGGAAAACUCACUCUUAUAGGUACCUUUUGCAGCAUGCCUAAUUUCUUUCAUGUCUCUGAUUGUUACUCCUAAAGUGACUUCUUUGAGAUUGGAAACAUUUUAGCAUGAUUUCCUAUGGAGGGUGGAGCUUUUGAGAAGAAACCCCAUCUAAUGAAGUGGUUGUCUCUUUGCAAAGAUAAAAAGGUUAGGGGGCUAGGUAUUUGAGUUUUGGCCGCACUUAAAAAAGGCCUUGGAAAAAUGGUGCUUGACAUUUGCUUUGGAAAGCGAGUUUCUUUAGAGAUAUCUUGUUAUGGAAAAGUUUUGGCAAGAGUUGGGAAGUUGGUGUUCUCGUGUAGGGAGGGAGAGUAUGACAUUGGUUUGUGAAGGCAAUAAGAAGAAGAUAGAGAGCUUUCAAAGCUAGAACAAGAUUUGAGGCAAGCAAUAGGAGAAGAAUCAUGUUUUGGCAAUAUGUUUGGUGCAAAGGUUCUUCCUUAAAGCACUUGUUUCCCUCUCUUUUCUUGUUUGCAACUUUUAAGAGUCUUAGGUGGCUAAUGUUCAGGACUCAGGAGUUUGUGUUAAGUAGGUCUUUGGAAUCUUGCUUCUGAGGACAUCUCCAAGACUAGGAGUUGGAUUGUAUCAAGGAGUUGGUUAGGAGCUUACAAGCGUGAGGAGGUGCAAUGGGGAUGAGGCUAGAUUGGUUUGAGAGGCUUGCAAUAGUAGGAAAUUCUGUGAAAUCUUUCUAUAUCUUAGAAAUGGAUGAAGAAGCAUUUUUCCUCCAAAGGAAGCAUGUGGCUCUUGAGCUCCUUUGAAAGUGGCAUUUUUUUUCCAUACGAGACUGCUUGGGAAAGGAUCCCAACUUUAGAUCAGCUCAAAAGAAGAGUGGUUGUUGCUAUUUGUGCAAGAAUGCAGAAAGUCAGUUAAAUACCUUCUUCAUUGUGGGAAAGCAAAGGAGUUCUGACACUUCUUGUUCUCUCUCUUUGGUAUCUCUUGUGUCCUCCCUUUGGUGAAAAAAUUACUAAUUGGUUCGUAUAAGAGUUUCACUGGCAAAAAGUGAGGGUUUGGAUGAUAACCAGGACCCUUUAUUGGAGUUCAAUGUUUAUAUCAAUCUUUGAAGGACUCCCUUACUUGUGCCCACUUCUGGUGGUCUCACCAAUCUCUUCAAGCUGGUCCUUCAUUCAUCCUUGAUAGACUUUAUGAGUAGUUGAGCUUUAGGUAGCGGGAAUGCUGAUGUGGCUUUUGGUUGUUUUUCUUUUCACUUUAAAGUGUGCCUACCUUUUUCUUUUGUCAGGCACUAUUAGAUGUAAUCUUGUUUUUCUGAAUAUCAUUGAUUAUAGCAAGGUUACAGAAUAAGUUCCAAAUUGAAGUGGGACUUACUAUUGUAGAUCCUGGUCUUUCAUGUCAAGGACUUGUACCUUUGGCUUUGACAAAAACAUUGUGGAAUUUAUUGUGACUGUUGUUAAUUUAGAAAGGCAACAUGCCUAAACCACGGAACUGUUUGAAAGCUACAAGGAAAACACUUCUCUGAACUACAUAUAUGAAAUUUGAUUGUCUGGUGAGAGUUUUGAGAGCA
Vitis riparia (riverbank grape) is the source of this 4521-nucleotide messenger RNA. RefSeq lists its product as uncharacterized. Bases 12 to 1316 code for a protein of 434 amino acids. The record is from RefSeq and is a predicted model, not a curated record. The transcript has 2 exons. NCBI's taxonomy places the organism in Eukaryota, Viridiplantae, Streptophyta, Magnoliopsida, Vitales, Vitaceae.